AUGACAGUCUGCAACAAUCUCCGCAGCUUGAAGCGCGGCGCGGCAGACGCCCGCCCGCAGGACGAACCCAGCGAUUACGACGGCCAGAGCCAUACCGAUGCUCUCGGUAUCUUUACCUCUGACUACGUCGCUCCUUCUAAAUACGCCGAGUAUAGCGAGAUCGACGUCGAAACUCGCCUCGUGACCGACGCCCUCGCCAUGGCGAUGGGCAUCGUAGCGCUUGUAUUGGUCGCUGUUGUCACCGUCGCGGCCGCUGGCGCUAUCGGCAUCAUCGCCGUGGCUCUCAUCGCUUGCCUCCGCAUCUGUGGCAGGCGCGAGAGGGCCAGGCUUGAGGCUGAAUUUGGCAGGGGGGUGGGAUCUGGUUUGCCGGUAGGGGAAGCGGAGGAGAAAGAUCAUGAGGAUAAGGCGGAAAGCUGGGAAGGAGUGGAGCUGUAG
Molecule: messenger RNA, 435 nt
Organism: Chaetomium fimeti
Lineage: Eukaryota; Fungi; Ascomycota; Sordariomycetes; Sordariales; Chaetomiaceae
Exons: 1
Coding region: 1-435 (144 amino acids)
Source: RefSeq, a predicted model, not a curated record